This is a messenger RNA of Ambispora leptoticha, 711 nucleotides long. Lineage: Eukaryota; Fungi; Glomeromycota; Glomeromycetes; Archaeosporales; Ambisporaceae. The record is from the annotation of a GenBank genome assembly.
AUGUCAAAAUACACAUUUACCACAGCAUUAAUCUUCGUCAUAUUCUUCAUAACUACCGCACGUAGUAAUUUAUUACUUCAAAAACGUGACUCGUUCUCGGGUGAUGGCACUUACUAUAAUACUGGACUAGGUGCUUGUGGCGUCGUGAACAGUGAUAGUGAUUUGAUUGCCGCUAUUAAUAAACCUCAGUGGGGCGAUCCAGCGAAUCCAAAUCAGAACCCAAUCUGUGGUAAACAAGCAUAUGUUACCGGUCCAAAAGGUUCUGUAACGGUUAAAAUUAUGGAUAUGUGUCCGGAAUGUGCUUAUGGUAGUUUAGAUUUUUCUCCAUCAGCAUUUAAUUAUAUAGCAGACCAAAGCGCUGGACGUGUUCACAUUACUUGGAGUUGGGUCGAUGGUGGAGGCACCAAUACAACUAUUGUGGUUCAACUAGCGAUCACUGUGGAACCGGCUGUCAACCAGGCAAAAGUUUCGCUGGCAAAUGUUCAAUGCGGGGGAGCUACCUGCACAUCCGAUGCUCCAUGCUGUAGCCAAUAUAACUAUUGUGGCUCAACUAGCGAUCACUGCGGUACCGGUUGUCAACCAGGCAAAAGUUUCGCUGGCAAAUGUACUGCUUCAAAUUCUGCCCAAGAUGUUACCACUACCAAACCUACUACUAAAGUCAAAAAGGUUACUAAAAAGAAAAAGAAAACGAAAACUUCAUCAGCCCAUUAA